AGCAGCGGCCGCAGCAGCGGCAGCAGCGGGGAGGAGCGAGCCUUGUAUCGGGCCGCCCCGUACGCGCAUUCCACGUGGUCGCUACUCCCUCCGCCCCUCACUCCCCUCCGACGAAAACACCUGCGGGCUGCGGCCCUGCCCGCCCCGGCCAGAUUGCGCUCGACGGGAUAGGCGUAGGUAUUAAAUCCGGGAGAUCGGAUUGGAAACAAAAUCGAAUCCCCGAAUCUGGGUUGCUCGCCCUGAUCGUCCGUGGGUUCGCGCGGCGUCGGCGGCGGCCAUGGGGGCGAUUGGUUGCCGUCGGGCCGGGGGGCCCGUGGGCUGGCAGUACGUCUUCGAGGAUGAGGAGGACGAGCGCGAGGACGAGGACGCGCCGCUCGUGGAGGAGGAGGGGGCGGACGAGGACUGGGGGGUCGAGAUGGAGAGGAGGGGGACGAAGAGGAAGGGGCCGCGCUCGUCGCGGCCGCGCAAGCGGCGGCGCGUCGCCACGCUCUGCCCCUCGCCGGCGUCGUCCGACUCCGGGUCCCCGUCGUCGAGCGCCGUGCCCAAGCGGCGGCGCGUCGCCAAGCUCUGCGCCUCGCCGGCGUCGUCCGACUCCGGGUCCCCGUCGUGGAGCGCCGUGCCCAAGAGGCGGCGCAGCGGAAACGGGGCCAAGAGGGGCCGCCCCGUCGCCGUGCCCGCGGAAACGGCUGCGCCCGCACCAGAGGAGGCGACGCCGAGCACUAGCACCGCGGGCCGCGCCAAGGGGAGGAGGUCGUGCCACCAGUGCAAGGCGGCAAUGAAGCAGCAGAUGACCAAGUGUAAGCGAUGCCGCGAGAAGAUCUACUGCGGCCCCUGCAUCGAGGAUAUGUAUCCGGAGUUGUCGUUGGCCGAGGUUAGAGUCAGGUGCCCGUCCUGCCGUGGAAUCUGCAAUUGUAAACGGUGCACUGCCAAGGAGCAGGGUGAACCCAAGAGUUCAGUUUUGAGGAAACGCAACGGCAGUAGAUCAGUAACGAAGAGAAAGAAGACUAACACCUCAGGUGUAAAGUCAACCAGGGUUCGGAAUGAGGUGGCACAGACCGAAGCAAAUGACAACUCCUUCCUAAGUUCCAAUGAGAUUAAUAGCACAUCGGUCAUAUUAGACAAGGUAGAUACGUUGGAUGCAAGAGCUGAUGAGAUUGCUCGUGAAACUAAAGUAAAACAUGCUAGAUAUCUGUUGCACUAUCUGGUGCCUUGUUUGAGUGACCUGAACAGGGAUCAGAUGGUUGAGAGAAAAAUGGAGGCCAAAAUUCAAGGGUUGGAAUUGUCUGAACUGAGUGUUGAACAGGCUGACUGCCGAAAUGAUGAGAGGAUGUUCUGUGACAAUUGCAGAACUUCGAUCUUUGAUCUGCAUAGAAGCUGUCCAAACUGCUCAUAUGAAUUAUGCAUUGCGUGCUGUAAGGAGCUUCGUGAAAAUAAUCUUAAGGGCUCUUGUCGGGAAGAGCUGGUAUCUUAUCCUCAUAGAGGAAUCGACUAUAUGCAUGGUGGUGAUCCAUCACCUGAGUUGAUGAACUGCGUACAAACAGACCUGUCCAGUUGCCAGCCUAAGACUACCAAGUGGUGUGCUAAUACUGAUGGGACUAUUAAUUGCCCCCCACCUGAACUUGGUGGUUGUGGUGAUCAUGCCCUUAAGUUGAGACAGAUGUUUCCAAAAGAUUGGUUAAAUAAGCUUGAAAGCGAUGCUCUACAGUUGAGUAAGCAGCUAGAACCUUCUGAUAUUGUCAGCGGAUAUACAAAUGAAUGCCCGUGCUGUACUAAACAUGAAAAUGCAAGACAUGCUGCCACCAGAGAUAAUUCAACAGAUAACUGCCUAUACUGUCCAAAAUCAGAUAAUGAGAAAACAGACGAUCUAACUCACUUCCAGAGUCACUGGGUUAAAGGAGAACCUGUUAUUGUACAAGGGGUACUACAGAAAAUGCCACAUUUGAGCUGGGAACCACCACAUAUGUGGUCUGAAGUACAUGGUGCUAGUACUACCCCUGAUAUGAAAAAUGUGAAGUGUAUUGAUUGUUUAUCUUGUUGUGAGGUCGAGAUACGCACACAGGAUUUCUUCAAUGGAUACUAUUAUGGUCGGGUGUAUCAAAAUGAAUGGCCCGAAAUGCUUAAAUUGAAGGACUGGCCUACUUCAAAUCAUUUUGAAGAGCUUUUACCUUCGCAUGGAGUGGAAUACAUCAAUUCUUUACCCUUUCAACCGUACACAAAUUUGAAAUCUGGCUUGCUAAGUGUCUCCGCAUUGCUUCCUGAUGACAUUCUAAAGAUUGACAUGGGCCCAAAGUCAUACAUAGCUUAUGGCUAUGCGCAGGAACUUGGCAGAGGAGAUUCUGUUACGAAGCUUCAUUGUGAUAUAUCUGAUGCAGUUAACGUUUUGAUGCAUACUGCAAAAGUUGCCCCUUCUGAAGGACAAGAAAAUGCAAUAAAAAACUUGAAAGCAAGACAUGAGCUACAAGAUGAAAAGGACUGUUGUGGGAAUUUUGCAAUUGAUGGAAGUGAUGCAUGUCAUAAAAACUGUCUGGAUUCAAACCACACAUCCUCUCCUAACUGCAGCAUGGACGAUGAUGGAGGUGCUUUAUGGGAUAUUUUCAGGAGGGAGGAUGUUCCAAAACUGGAAACAUACCUUCGUAAACAUUCCAAGGAAUUUCGCCAUAUAUAUUGUUCUCCAGUUGAAAAGACAUUUAACCCUCUACAUGAUGAAACAUUCUAUCUAACCGAGGAACAUAAAAGGAGACUUAAAGAGGAGCAUGGAAUCGAGCCUUGGACAUUUGUACAAAAACUUGGAGAGGCAGUUUUUAUACCUGCUGGGUGCCCUCAUCAAGUACGGAAUCUCAAGUCUUGCACGAAAAUUGCUAUAGAUUUUGUAUCACCUGAGAAUGUCCAGGAGUGUGUCAAGUUAACUCAGCAAUUCCGCGUGCUUCCUAAGAACCACAGAGCAAAAGAAGAUAAAUUAGAGGUACAUCUCACAUCAUUAAAUUGCUCGAGGCGAUGUUCUCGGCGUAGUCCCAAUCUUGUGUGAUGACGGGAUACCCUUCGUGAGGAUGUCGGCGAACUAGCGAGAUGAGGGAACAUGCAGUACACGCACUUGCCCCAGGGCAACACGAUCACGAACAAAGUGGAGGUCGAUCUCGAUGUGCUUGGUGCGCUGAUGCUGGAUGGGGUUCGUCGACAUGUAGACGGCGCUGACGUUGUCAUAAAAGAUAAUCGUGGUGGUCGGUGAAGGGCGAUGGAGCCUGUGAAGAAGCUGCCGAAUCCAGUUGGCCUCGGCAACGGCAUUGGCCACGGCUCGAUGUUCAGCUUCGGCACUGGAACGGGACACGGUAUGUUGGCGUUUUGACGACCAAGAGACGAGGUUAUCACCAAGAAAGACGCAGAAGCCCGAAGUGGAACGACGAGUGUCAGGGUAUCCAGCCCAGUCGGCGUCGGUGUAGGUGAUCAUGGAACCCGACAAUGUGGAGUAGAGCUGGAGGCCAUGAGAGAGCGUGCCCUUGAUGUAACGCAAGACACACUUGAUGGCCGCAAGGUGCUGUUCAUGAGGAUCAUGCAUGUGAAGGCAGACCUGCUGAACAUCGGCGAUAUUGGGGCGCAUGAAGGUGAGGUAUUGCAACGCCCCAGCAAGACUCCGAUACUCUGUCGUAUCAGCCACAGGAAGGCCAGCGGUGGCGGCGAGCUUGGGCGACAUGUCAGCCCACCGAAGAAGAGUCAGCGCAUCUUUAAUAUCACGUCAAAUGUUUACGGUGCCUGCAAUCUUCGGAGUCGAUGGUGCACUAUUGCGGACCUAGUCACUCCACCACCAGUGGAUGACUAGUGAGAUGGAACUUAAUGAUACCAAUCGUUGACACAUCCCCAACCAUUGUUGGACCAAUAAGAGGAAGUGAUGCCAAACAAAUCCGUGAUCAGGUGAAUGCUAACUUGAGUUUAUCUUAUAGUUCGAUGAAUGGCUGUCCUUUCAUCUUCGUUGUUGUUAAUCAAACUCAGGCGCCAUGUUGAGGAAGCCAACCAUUUUUCAGUUCUUGAAGAAACAAACCUGCAGAAACAAAGUUAUAAAUGAAUUGCUUUGAACACUUAUGAUAAGUUCAAAAA
This is a messenger RNA of Aegilops tauschii subsp. strangulata, 4089 nucleotides long. Its product is annotated as lysine-specific demethylase JMJ26. Gene Ontology annotation, cellular component: chromatin; histone deacetylase complex. Gene Ontology annotation, molecular function: transcription coregulator activity; histone H3K9 demethylase activity; chromatin DNA binding. Gene Ontology annotation, biological process: regulation of transcription by RNA polymerase II. The record is from RefSeq and is a predicted model, not a curated record. Lineage: Eukaryota; Viridiplantae; Streptophyta; Magnoliopsida; Poales; Poaceae.